Molecule: messenger RNA, 3780 nt
Organism: Alternaria alternata
Lineage: Eukaryota; Fungi; Ascomycota; Dothideomycetes; Pleosporales; Pleosporaceae
Exons: 12
Coding region: 1-3780 (1259 amino acids)
Source: RefSeq, a predicted model, not a curated record
AUGGCGGGAACGCGUUUGUGCGGGGCCCCGAAACCUAGCCUGCCCACCACCUCGAGGCCUACCACACUCACGCCCCAGGCGCGGAGAACCUUCCAAGAGAGCUUCGAUAGCCUCGAAAAGACGGUACAGCGAUACUCACGCACUGAUGAUCGUGAGUUCAGCAACACCACACUGCGCGAUGUACGCGAUGCUGCGAAAGAGGUUGAGCGUCAGCUUGCUGCGCGACAGUGCAUGCGGAACAUGAAGCGCUUGGAGCCGUUUCUGGAUGGCCUUGAAGCGUACUCCAAAGUUAUCGAGGUGCUCUGCAACGGCACACCUUUCUUGAGCUGGAUAUGGGCACCCAUCAAAUUGAUGAUGCAGCUCGCUACGGACCAUAUCAGCGCUUUUGAAAAGCUACUAGCAGCAUACAGUCAAAUCGCAGCGAUGCUACCUCGAUUCGAUCGGCUAGGAACCGCUUUGCAAGAUAAGCCUGACUUUCAGCAAGCACUUGCAGUCGUCUACAGUGAUAUCCUAACGUUCCACGAGCAUGCAUAUAAGCUAUUUAGGCGCAACGGCUGGAUCUGUUUCUUCAAAUCGUCCUGGGGCCAAUUUGGAAGCAGGUUCAACUGCAUCUUGGAUAGUCUCGCAAAGCACGCCACGUUGGUUGACCAAGAAGCAAAUGCAUACCUCGUAUCGGAGACCAUGCAAUGGCGCAGAGAAGCACUCCAGACGGUAGCAAAGACCGAGAAGGAUCGGUCAACAGCACAGCUUACAGCAGCGCUUGCUUGGCUGGGUCUCGAGACAGUUCCUCAUUGUGGUCAGGCUUACCAAGAUAAUCUGCUUCACAGAAUCAUCAAUGACUGCUGCGACGGUACAACUGACUGGAUUCUGAAAAAUCAACGUAUGAGACAGUGGCUUCAGAAUGGACGGGGUGGACCGAUUUUAUGGCUGAAAGGCAAGCCUGGGUCUGGCAAAAGCACACUAUGCGCGAAGAUAGUGCAAUUCCUCCGUGCACCUCGACAGUCGACAGUUUUGUUCUGCUUUUACAGCUACAUCGUCAGCAGUACAUACCCUGACCCUGUGGUUUUUAUCCUCGCUACCUUGGUUUCCCAAAUCCUUCGGCAACGCUCUGAUCUUGCUACUUAUGUGUACGAGGAGUUCGUUGCUGAGAGCCGUCCACUCUCUAUUCGAAGUCUCCAAGAACUUCUUUCGAAUCUACUCCCACAGCUAGCGAUGCCACGAAUUCUGGUUGAUGGCAUUGAUGAGUGCAUCAGAUACGAUAUACAUGGCAAACCAUGCGAUCUCACCCCCGUCAAGGACGUCCUUGUUUCAAUACUACAGCUCGAGAACCCAACGCAGGCUUGUACGCCGACAAAGAUUCUUAUUGUCAGUCGGGACAUCCUGGAGUUGGUUGGGAAGUUAUCAAAAAGGCCGACACUAGCACUAGACCAAGAAAGCGAUGCGCUGACAGCCGACAUUACACGAUACGCUACUAAGUGCCUAGAAACCAUCCGGGAUAGGUUUGCGGACCUUGUUGGUGUUGACAAUGUUCUCAAUGAUGUGAAAAGAAAUGUAGUGUUAAAGUCCCAGGGAAUGUUCCUCUGGGUGCGGCUAGUGUUAGCACAACUAGAGUUUGACGCAUACAAUCUUGAUGACUUGGAAAACGCAGUGGCCAACAUGCCACACAGCUUACAUGACUUCUACUCUCGCAUUGUACACAGAAUCAUGCUUUACCCAACCCAAUCGCGAGAGCGGACCAUCAACAUACUGAAGUGGAUGCUGUGCUCAAAACGGCCACUGAGGGUCAUAGAACUCCAGGAUGCCAUCGUGUUUGCCUCAGGAGCCGUCUCACUAUCGGAGAGAUCAAAACUUCCCCCAAACAUUGUGGACCUCUGCAAACCCCUGAUACAGACGGAUGACAAUGGGCAGAUCUCUUUCGUCCAUUUCACUGUCCAAGAGUACCUCACGAAAAGUAACUUCAUUUCGCUACGGGACGCGGAGAGCUGUACUACCACCACUUGUCUGAACUACCUAACGUUCAGCCUCAACCUUUCCAAUUCAAGCAUACCGGCUACGCAAAAAGCAGUCGAUGUCGGUAGAUGUUUGUACUCUCUUCAGCCAUAUGUUCACGAGCAUUGGCUGGACCAUCUUCUCGCCUUCGCAGCAGAAGUCUCACGUUCCACGGACCAGCAAUUGGAGGCUUUCUUGGCGAGCUUCUUCUUCAUCUAUUCCCACCAGUAUACACGAUAUUUAGAUCCGACAGACGACUUACAAGUAGAUAUUCUCGCAGCGCAAACCCUCGAACCUCGUUUGCAAUACCUUGAGCGCUAUGAACAUCAUUACAAAUUUCUUUGUGCUUAUGUCGUAUACCGCAAUGCCAAACAAAUGCACUUCGAAAAUCCUGCCGACUACCAAGAACCUCUGGAUCCCAUGCCUCUCAGCGUCGUUCAGCUUGUAUACGCCACGCAAAUCGAUUAUCUGCUCUCAGCAGUAACAGUUCCUGGGCUCACACAAGAACAACUCGAUGCAUUCAAAACAUCUAAUCAUUCGUACGCCUUCGUAUGUCGCUUUCCUGGAUGUACAGGCAUGUUGGCAGGGUUUCCAACUGACGAUCUUCGUACGCAACACGAAAUGACGCACAAGCCGGCGCUAUUCUGCACGCACUCCGGUUGCAAAUAUAGCCUGCCUUUCGCCUCUCAACAGAAUUUGAGAAAACAUAUCCGAGACUUCCACGACUCGGGGCCAAAAGCCGUAUCAAAGAGCAUCACGCGUCGGAAAGCAACGCUUUUACGAGGACAAAGCGGCCAUACGCCAGAGCCAAGUCCUCUAGGAGGUCUUGAUGCGCGCUCUCAAGCUCAACGCCUCACAAAAGGUCCUUCAAAGUCAUUGCAACAAGACCAGGUCACUGCGAAACUCCAUCACUUCGUCCAGCACUAUCGUGUCCAGCAGCAGCAGGGUAAGAUUCCACAUGGCUGGCAGCAGGGCACACCGCCUGAGGAGCGCGGUCAGCUGGCCCUUCAGUUCUUCACUCAGUACCGCCUGCUGAAGCCUGAGAUCGCGGAAGUGGAGUCCCUGCGCGCCGCCCUCCAGUUCGAGACACAGACCUUUAUGUCUUCAAAGACAAAUGACGAAUACGUCUCAGACAUCAAACAAAAGCUCAUCGUCAUGACGACAGCAAGGCAGCAACAACCACAGCAACAACCACAGCAACAACCACAGCAACAACCACAGCAACAAGUGAACCAACGAAUGCAGCAACAACUACAGCAACUAAUGCAGCAACAUGAACAGCAUGAAGCACAGCAACUCAAUAAACCGAAGGUCAACAAGAAAUAUUAUAGAUGUGCAGUAGAGAACUGCAGAAACAAUAAAAAGACGUGGCCGCGUCUAGACAAUUUUAAGCAGCAUAUAGAGAGGAUGCAUAAAGGUGAAAACGUUCUUGAUGUUAUAGAAAGAUCAACAUGCCACCCAAAAAACGCUGAAACUCCGAUGAGCCAGACGAAGAUCUUCGAUAGCUCACCAACACUGAACAACUACAACAUCAACAUCGAUCAAGAUCUAAACCGUAUAAAUGACCCACGAGCACCGAGUGUCGAGAGCCCCUACUGGGAAUUAACUCCUGAGUAUUGGUUUGACACUGCCGUACCGAGUGAACCUAUGAAUGGUUUGCCAAUGACCACUGCAGCGCCUAUGUCUAGUAUAAUCGAUGACGAGAUGAUGGGCACCAUGGAUACAGACAACCUCGAAGAUCUUUUCAAUAUGGACGAGUCGCAACUCGAUGCGUUCUUCAAUCUUGAGUAG